Molecule: messenger RNA, 585 nt
Organism: Eremomyces bilateralis CBS 781.70
Lineage: Eukaryota; Fungi; Ascomycota; Dothideomycetes; Eremomycetales; Eremomycetaceae
Product: membrane-associated proteins in eicosanoid and glutathione metabolism
Exons: 2
Coding region: 46-507 (153 amino acids)
Cellular component (GO): membrane; nuclear envelope; endoplasmic reticulum
Molecular function (GO): glutathione peroxidase activity; glutathione transferase activity
Source: RefSeq, a predicted model, not a curated record
UGCUAGUUAUCCUUCAUCACCUAAAAUCACAAGCCCAAUACGACCAUGCCUCUUACAAUCACCAUUCCCCAGGAGUACGGCUAUGUCCUGCUCUGCAGUACCGCGACCUUCAUCCUGUCGAACUGGCAUGCAAUGCGCGUCGGGUCCUUCCGCAAAUCCGCCCAAAUCCCCUUUCCUAAUCAUUUCGCGACGCCUGAGCAAAUAGCAGCAGCGAGCGGAGACCGAAAGGAAGCCAUGCACAUCUUCAACUGUGCCCAACGGGCUCACUAUAAUUUCCUCGAGAACUACGUGAGCUUCCUGCCGGCGCUGCUCAUUGCGGGCCUGAAAUUCCCGGUGUCGGCCGCCAUUACCGGUGCGGUGUGGUCGGUGUUCAGGAUUGUGUAUGCCGUCGGGUAUACCAAGAAGAAUACACCUAAUGGGAAGGGGAGGAUCGCGGGACUCUACUUUUGGCCGACUCAGCUCGUGUUGUACGGUUUGGCUGGAUAUACCGCAUACAGCCUUUUGUAAGACUGGUGGCCCAAGAUCUUAUAGUCUUCCCAUACCUUAUCUAAACGACAAAUGCAAUUUCAUCUUAAUGCUGCCAUU